Molecule: messenger RNA, 1373 nt
Organism: Erigeron canadensis
Lineage: Eukaryota; Viridiplantae; Streptophyta; Magnoliopsida; Asterales; Asteraceae
Product: kynurenine--oxoglutarate transaminase 1-like
Exons: 9
Coding region: 96-1301 (401 amino acids)
Biological process (GO): biosynthetic process
Cellular component (GO): cytoplasm
Molecular function (GO): pyridoxal phosphate binding; L-kynurenine:2-oxoglutarate transaminase activity
Source: RefSeq, a predicted model, not a curated record
CCUGUUGUUUUUCUCUUCUACUACACCAGAUAAGGGGAUAGUGGGAGUCAGAGGGUGGUUUUAGUUUAUGUGUAGUUGUUGAUAAAUAAAUAUAAAUGGAAGAAAAGCUAUCAAGGGUAGCUAAAACCUUAAAACCAUCUCCAAUUCAGCAAUUAUCAUUUCUUGCUGAACGUACAAGCAACGCCCUCAACCUCGCUGAAGGCUUCCCUGAUUUCCCUGCUCCCCAACACAUCAAGGCUGCUGCCGUCUCUGCCAUCACCUCUGAUUUUAACCAAUACAGACACGUGCAGGGGAUAUGUGAUUUGCUCGCGGAUAAAAUGAAGCAAAUCCAUGGCUUAGAUGUUGAUCCUGCAACAGAUAUUGCCAUUUGCUGUGGCCAGACCGAGGCAUUUUCUGCAGCAAUGUUUGCAAUACUAAACCCUGGUGAUGAAGUGAUAUUGUUUGAUCCUUCUUUUGAAACGUACGAAACGUGUAUUUUGAUCGCUGGAGGAGUUCCUGUGUAUGUAGCGCUUGACCCACCAUACUGGACUCUUGAUGAGGUCAAACUUUCAAAUGCUUUUACUGCCAAGACAAAAGCUUUAGUACUUAACAGUCCUCACAACCCAACUGGAAAAGUUUUUAACAUGGACGAGCUAGGGCUUAUUGCCGAAUAUUGCAGAACAAAGGAUUGCAUAGCCAUUACUGAUGAAGUUUACGAGUAUAUUAUAUAUGACAAUGAACCACAUAUAAGCCUUGCCUCAUUGCCAGGCAUGCAAAAGAGGACCAUAGUCACAUCUUCUUUGUCUAAAACUUAUAGCGUGACAGGCUGGAGAGUUGGGUGGGCUAUAGCUCCAUCUUGCGUUGCAUUUGCGAUCAGAAACAUUCAUACAAAAGUUACAGAUUCUGCUCCUGCACCAUUCCAGGAAGCUGCCGUGACUGCAUUAAAGAGUCCCCCAGAAUACUAUAAUUCUUUGAGAGAAGAUUAUGAAUCAAAAAGAGAUUUCGUCUACAAGUCCCUUUGGAAGAUGGGUAUCCAUGUUGACUUUAAACCAUCAGGUUCAUUUUUCAUAUUCGCAGCGCUGCCUGAGACUUGCAAACUUACCGAUGUUGAGUUUGUGGAGGAAUUGAUAAAACAAGCCGGAGUGGUCGCAGUCCCUGGAUGUGGCUUUUUCCAUACAAGCAAUGAUUCUUCAGAGAAUGUAACAACCUAUUAUAAUCAAUACAUCAGAUUUGCUUUCUGUAAAAGUGAUGCUACUUUGACUUCUGCUGUUCAGAAAAUGCAACAGCUUGUCGAUGCAUCUGGGCACCUUAAAUUUCUUUGAACUCUCAAGAAUUGUAAUUGUAUGGAAUAUAUAAUAGCUCAAUUAAAAUGAAAGUAGACUUUUCAUGUUUAA